AUGUCCAUCACUCGGUUUAAGUUUAUAUGGUACAUGGAAUUCAUCCAUCGAAUGUGGGGCCGAUCAAUUGGUGCUGCUUUCUUCUUCCCAGCUGCUUACUUUUUGUAUAAAGGUUAUUUUUCUCCAGCAAUGAAACCCCGCGUUCUUAUUUAUGGAGGACUGCUCGGAUUUCAGGGUGUUCUAGGCUGGCUUAUGGUACGCAGUGGACUAAGGGAACCUAAACGGCCAGCAGGCAUUUCAUCAAAAGAAGAAUAUGUCGGUGUACCGCGUGUGGGUCAUUACUGGCUGUGUGCUCAUCUGAUUUCAGCUGUUGUUUUAUAUUCGUUACUUUUAUGGGGUAGCUUCAACCACUUGAUAUCUCAUUCUUCGGUGAAACCAUUCAAACAAGUACGGAAGCUUAAAGCUCUUGGUCAUUUGGGUAAAGCGCUAACUUUUACAACUAUGAUUUAUGGUGCUUUUGUGGCUGGUCUUGAUGCAGGAUUAGUAUAUAAUUCUUGGCCAAAAAUGGCUGAUAGAUGGAUUCCUGAUGAUUUGAUUGUUUCUCGUUAUGGUUCACGGAUAAGAAACUUCCUUGACAACCCAACUGCUGUUCAAUUCACGCAUAGACUGCUGGCGUAUGCCACAGUCUUAUCAACCGGUGUAUUAUGGGCGAAUGUAAUGCGUUUGGGUGUAGCGUGUACUGGACCACGUAUUCGAAAUGCUGCACAUAUAAUUCUUGCUGCUACAUUAGGUCAGUCAGCACUCGGUAUAACAACUCUAUUGUAUUAUGUACCAGUUACAUUGGCUUCCCUACAUCAAUGUGGCAGUGUUGUUCUUCUUUCAUCUUUACUUUGGUUCACUCAUUGUUUACGGGCUGUUCCAAAAUGA
Molecule: messenger RNA, 867 nt
Organism: Trichobilharzia regenti
Lineage: Eukaryota; Metazoa; Platyhelminthes; Trematoda; Strigeidida; Schistosomatidae
Source: the annotation of a GenBank genome assembly